This is a messenger RNA of Cladocopium goreaui, 195 nucleotides long. The record is from the annotation of a GenBank genome assembly. Lineage: Eukaryota; Dinophyceae; Suessiales; Symbiodiniaceae.
AUGGUGCAGACUCCACACCAUCUAUGGCCUUUUGUGCUCGUGGUGAGUCUGCAACUAUGCCACGGCUUGCUUCUCCCAGCCUUAGGGGAGGUCACAAAGUCCUGCUCAAAUCUGUUGGUCCAGUUGGAGAGAUACUCUGACCAGGAGCUCCUAGAGUCCUGCGAGGCGAGGGAUCCCGACUUUGAAACCACAUGA